Esox lucius (northern pike) is the source of this 6703-nucleotide messenger RNA. RefSeq names its product CACN subunit beta associated regulatory protein b (gene cbarpb). Gene Ontology annotation, biological process: negative regulation of voltage-gated calcium channel activity; negative regulation of calcium ion-dependent exocytosis. The coding region runs from base 459 to 3161 and encodes 900 amino acids. Gene Ontology annotation, molecular function: transmembrane transporter binding. The transcript is spliced from 13 exons. NCBI's taxonomy places the organism in Eukaryota, Metazoa, Chordata, Actinopteri, Esociformes, Esocidae. The record is from RefSeq and is a predicted model, not a curated record. Gene Ontology annotation, cellular component: plasma membrane; secretory granule.
GUCUCACACUGGCCUCUUUGAAGAACACCUGCGAAGAGAGAGGCGCAGACAUUACGGUAUGCAGUGCACUGUCAGAAUGCUGGAAUAAUGGCGAGGAACGACAGGCAGUGCACAUUUUGAAGUGAUUGUUCAACAUUCAGAUAACAUCUUUACGUUGUUGAGUGUUUAUGGCAAGCGCUAUUGGCUUUCUACAUGGACCACCAGCCUACAUGGACCGGCUGAAUUGUAAUUUGCUGAGUUGCUGGUCAUUUCCCAGGGAAGCUUAUGCUGAGAGGACACAACAGACCCUGAGGAGACUGGCCAGCCAGGUAGGUGGGCAGAGGCAGGCUGAGAAUGCAGCAAAGGAGCUGAGGAGGAGCUGAGCAGGAGCUGAGGAGGAGCUGAGCAGGGAGAGCCCCGUAUCCAGAGUUGCUGCAUACAGCCCUCCAUCAGGGGCGACAUUUACGUUUGCCUGGACCAUGAGCAAUGAGUAUACCAUCUGGAACAACCUCACUGAGAACAACCUCACUGAGAACAACCUCACUGAGAACAACCUCACUGAGAACUCCACUGGGGUCCCGUUAGAACCUGCUGAACAGCAGGACAGCUACGUCCUGCUGCUGGUGCUGACAUCCGUCUUCCUGGGGGGAACACUGGUCCUGCUGUCUGUCCUCCUGAUCGUCUGCAGACGCUGCUGCGAUGGAGAGCGCCGCUACGCCAGGGCUGGUGACGACCCUGAGAAAACCACCACCUACAUGGAGGAGUCUCAGCCAGUACAUGCAGAGAUCACCAUCCGUGUGGACGGGUCAGAUUGUCUCUCGGCCGCCGGCUCCCAUGUUGACGUGGAGACAGAGCGCUUCCUGUCCACGGGCACCCAAGGUGGCCGCCGUGUCUCCUUCAACGAGGCGGCACUCUUUGACCACAGCAAGAAGGCCCUGGAGAAAGGGCGCAGGUACACUUUAACUGAGGGGGACUUCCACCACCUGAAGAACGCACGUCUCACACACCUCCACAUCCCACCUCCAGCCCUAAAGAUCGUCACCAUCCACGAGUGGGAGUCAUUGGAGAACAGCAUUGCCAUGACGACCCGUUCAUCCGCCAAGUCCAGCCUGUCUAUUUUUCAGCCGGCUCUUGGUGCCCCUAAGCCCUUGUGUCCCCUGCCCCAGACAGCUCUGACAAGUCUGAGUAUCAGCCCCAGCUCAGCCCUCCCUGGGGAUACCCUCAACUCUGUGGUGGACACCAGCUUCAGUGAGAGUCCCUUGGCCCCAGGUGCCAAAGAGCCCUGCACCAGCAGUAUUGAGGUGAUGGCUUCUGGCUCCAGGAAUGGGGGGAGUCCAUCUUUCACCGAGGGGGUGUCUGUGACCUCUGUGACGUGCGCGUCCCCUGGCGUGGGGGUUGGACAGGGCCCGGUGCUGCAGUUCUUCACCAAGCUGAGACGUCAUGCCAGUCUGGAGGGGGCCAGCCCUUACUUCACCAUCAAGAAGUGGAAGCUGGACAGCAGCCAGCGUGCUUCCAGUCUGGACACCCGAGGAUCCCCUAAGAGGAGGCAGUUCCAGCGCCAGCGUGCCGCCAGUGAAAGUAUGGACCAGGACGAUAACGGUGCCCACCCCAUUGAUCUCAUCCAGUACAUCACCCGCACCCAGGACAUCACCUACCACCCCAGCUGUCCUCCGGCCUCAGCCCGCCUUCUUCCCCCAUCCACACCGCCACCCUCCCUCGGCAGGUUAGAGGUAGAGGUGGUGGUGGAGCCCAGCUGCGGCAGGGGACAGGGUCCAGGUGUGAUCGGCCUGUCACCGGAGCCCCAGGACGAAGCACCGAGCCUGGGGGACUGUAGACUGGAGAACCCGUCCUCGGACCACCAGGCCCUGUACAGAGACAUCUGGACCCUCCGGGCCUCCCUGGAGCAGUACGGCUCCUCAGAUCAGAUCAGUAACAACGACAAGGACUCAGUCCGCAGCGACGCAGACAGUGUCUGCUCCCUGGGGGGCCGGACUGAGAGGGAGGAGCUGCCCAGUUAUCCCUCACAGGACAUCGGGGACAGGGACGAGCCAGAGGUGGGGGGAGACAUGGCGCUGCCCCUGGAUGAGGCAUUGGAAGAGAAACACCAGGAGAAAGGGAGAAAACAGGACAGUGUUGAGUCAGAGAGGGGCAGUGAUGGAGAGUCGGGGAACCGUAAACUCCUGCAGAUGGACAGUGGCUACAUGUCUAUAGAAGCUCCGCCACGGGCUCCAGAGGAGCUCAGACUGUUUGGCAGCAGUGGCAGCAUGGACAGGACAGCCACGGAGAAAAGACACUACUUCACCAGUGCCGGUCGCACCGGCACAGUGGGCGAGAGCCUGGAGGCCCAAAUCUUCCAGGAAGAGCCAGGUGAGGAGACCAGGGUGGGGGCAACGGGAGGAGUCGCCCGCGAACUGGACAGUCCUUCCCUGGGCUGGUCGCCGUAUGGCCAGAUGUUCACCCCGCGAGAGGCACAGCCUCACACAGCCGUAUCGUUGCACCGCCGCGACUACAGCAUCGACGAGAAGACCGACGCGCUCUUCCACGAGUUUCUCCGUCACGACCCCCAGUUUGACCAGCAGGAGUCGCCGCGGAAACAUCGCUCGCGCGUGCACCUCCGCAAGCAGUGGCAGCGCCACAAGCAGUACAGCGAUCCGGGCGUGAGGUACCAGUGCCACUCCUUCGAGAGGCAGCGGACACCCCUGCGACGAGGGGACAGCGUCAACUGCCCGCUGGACACAGGCUUCCACAUCACGCUUCCACGCAUUGUCAGCGCCCCCGACGAGGAGGCCAGCGAAGGGGGUGCCAGUGCUCCCCAGACGCCCAAGGCAGAGGUGGAGGAAGGAGACGGGAGGAGGGCGAGUCUUGGAAGCAGCUGCGGCAGUAGCACCGUGACCAUACGAGACGCGGAAGGGCGGGCCUCCUGUUCCCCUCCCCCUGUCCUGGAUAGAGAGGGCCCACUAGGGGAGAAUUCAGACACUCAAGAGGACACUAUACAGGCAGGACACGCCCCCGAGCCACCCGACCUGUGCCACGGACCCCAGACCAUCACCGCCGAGCUGACGGACAAGCUGAGUGCCACCCUGGAUGAGCGUCUGUACACGGGUCUGCGACGGACCAAGGACACAGUGAUCGUGACGGAGUGUUUGGUGACUACCACCUCUCCCGACCACAGCCCAGUGUAGCACUGCUCCGCUCCUCCCUCAUCCAUUUACGUUUAAUUGGACUUCCGUAAACGUCUGGUAAAAAACGAUGUCUCUGUUUCUCUCUGAAUUAGCUGGUUCCAGACCUGUAACAUGAAAACAGGUUUUACUACGCAGUCUGUAGUUGAAGAAUCCACCCCUCAAUUGAAUUUACUCUUCUUUACUCUUCUGAGAGAAGUGAUUAUGUUAAGAACCAGUAUGCCCUCUGUACUAGUUUAUCCACUGUGAAACCAGGUGCUAUUAGACUUGAAGUCCACUCAAAAUCCACAUCUGGAUGCAAAGUAUAACUGAGCAUUACAGGCCGAUUCUUAAUGAAUAACAAAGUACAGUAGGUUUAACAUCUGGAUGUGUUAUCAUUUUAUUAUUUAUUUUUCAAAUCCAAAUAUGUCCCUGACCAUUUAAAUAUGUCAACAUUCUUGCUAUUCGGCCUUUUGAUACUUCAAGAAGUCAUCAUAAUUCAUUUACAAAUUAUUACGUAUAACUAAGAUUUCAAAUUGUUCCUGUAGAAUUUUGAAAAUGUUCCGUUUGACAUCCGGAUAUAGUCGUCCACUUUUUAAGUACUGUACUGAUCAUUCACAACAUUUUAGUUCUGCAGGAUCACGUUAUCCUGACAGACUGCUGUUGAUUCAUGUGAUUUAAUCACAAUCUAAUGGCAGCAGGAACAGAAACAUAGCCAGACCCUACAUCAACGCUGGAUGUAAAAGACUAAUAGUUUCUCAUAAACGACACCAUUAAAGGAUGUGACAGGGCUGUCCUUAUUUUUACACUGAAUAUAUUAGUCUGUCACAUUAGUCUGCUUUCUCACAUUCCAGUUUGGUCCAAGCAUUUCCUUCAUCAAGUGCCCUUGCCACUUAAGUUGUCACUUUUCUAUUCAAAGAUGUUCUUUAAGAAGGAAGUAAUAUCAUUAAUACAUUGUUCAAUGCCAUUGUAUUUAUUGUUCGCUAAUGUGUUUACAUGUUUUAUAUUUCACUCUGCUUAUGACAAUAAGUGAUGUGUGUAUAUAUAUCACUGCUGUUCCUAAACAUAUAUAUGAGGCUAAAGUAAAAGCCACAUAAAUGACAUGUCUUUACCUUAUUCUAGUGCCAAAAAUACGUUGUCCUCAAACAGAGGGAUCUCGAGUGUUACAGACACUCAGUUAGGUGCACACAUCAACAACAAGGCUGCCUGUGCUUCCCCCAAGAGUGUAAUGCUGGUUUAUAGCUGUAAUGGUUUAAAUUAAGGCUUUGAAUUGGGCCAAUGUUGACCUCUUAGACAUUUGCGUUUAUUGAAUUUCUUGAUAAGAAAGGCAUGAUUUCUUGUGCAUGUGUCCACCAAACAGGCUUUAUUUGUUUGCUCGCAUUCUUUUCUUUCCCCCCUCCCUGUCCUGUGAAUGUUGAUAACCCAGUAGCUCAUCCCUUUAGGCUAUAGGGACUGGACUUCCUGUCACUUACCAAACCAGAAAAAGGUUAUUUGUAGCAAAUUCCACAUUUUCCCCUCUGACUUCCUCUGUGUGGACUUUGCAACCCAAUGCGGCCAUUCAAGCAUAACUCCAUUAUCAGAUUAUGUUUUAUGGGCCAAAAAAAGGCAAGGAAUCGCAAGCCCAUUCCAGAAUUAUCUUGGAAACUAUUUUGCACUUAGCUGUAUGGUGGCUGGGAGUCUGAGUCUACUUUCACAUCCCAGUCAGCCUAGGCACCCGGCUCUCUGACCCACUUCUUCUCCAAAAUCCAGUUUUGUUAGAGGGCUAGUUAUUUUCUCACAUUCAAAGGAAACUGCUAAAGAAGGAGGGUGUUGAAUAUUAAUAAAACCAUGAAGACGAGUCCCACUCAGUAUUACUCUCUGCCUGGUCUCUUGCUGAGGGUAUAACAAAUUGAACAUAGUGAAAAUGCUGUUAUUGGAAGAGAGAUGUCUGGAUUUUCUUUCCCAGUUUGGGUAUGAUAGUACUUUUGCAGCCCAGGUGAAGCUAGUGUUUCCUCUAAUAGGGAGAUCAGAUGGCUCUUUGUUAGACUUGAGAGGACUCACAGGCAUAAGGCAACUUUCCUCAUUAGGUGAACAAGGAGGGCUUGAAUUGGUCAUCUGGCAUGGAGAGCCUAGCGACAGCCUUCCUUCCUGUCUCCUUCGCUUACCCCACAUAUAACAGUGCAUGUUAUGUAACCAGGGCCUCCAAAUUUCUCAGCACCCUUUGUGUCAUUGCCAGGUACAUUUUAUAGAGGUGUUAGAACUUCCUCAAGGUAGGGCAAGGACAGAUCCUUAGACAAGUCACCUUGGUAACCAAAAAGAUCAGAUGCCUUUUAAUGUUACUGGCAGCCCAGUAUUCAUUAAUUCUUGUCUCAAAUUAUAGGAAUAGUGCAUUAUGUCUGACCUUUAGGUGAACUGAUGAAAGGGGGUUGAUAAAAACCCCUUGGUGUUUUUAGUCAUCCAAAUGACCACCGUAAAAACCACUCUAAUAGAUAGACAAACACAUAAUUCAUAUUUAUUUCUUACGCACAUUUUCUCCCCUCAGCUCGUGAUUGCAUAUGCUGCUGAAGGGAUAGGAGACGGUCUCUGUAUGGCUGAAACAUUAUUACUUAGGCAUUCUAAUUCCAAAUCUAUGGUUUCAAAUAAGAAGUAACAAAGUUUCACUGCAUUGUAGCGUCCAUGUUACUGCAGAAAUGGAGUCAGCUGUUCGUUCCAAAGUAUGAUUUUACUUCUUAAUAGUAAGGUUUCCAUGGUUAUUUACCUUUCAUGAAAGUCUUCAUUCAUAGCAGUCACUUAAUCAGUCAUUGUGCCAGACCUGACAUGAACUUCAAGGAACGAAAUAAAGAAACCUGGAGUGAACAAAUUGUACAAAAAUGAGCUUUGUUGCAUAUACAAGCACAAUGUUUCAGGAGCUAGAGUAGUCUAUUUCUUUUAAGUGUACACGUCACUGGAGACACUGUGGUCAAAGAAGUUUUGUAUAACAAGUAGCCUGUCCAAUGCGUCCAUGCAUUACUGUGCAUAGAUUUGCAUGAUAUUUAAGCAUUUUAAUACAUAUCUUCAUGUUUUCUGAGAAAUUCAGCACUAAAAUUAAUGAUUCUAAGGUUGUUGCUGAAUGCUCUUAUUUUGAGGCAGAACAUAGACCUUUUAAUCAGCGCUGGUAUUUAGAGAUUUUUUUAUUCUAUUGAAUCUACAUUUCUUUUUGGGUCAUGCCUUGCCAAUGAAUAUUCUACCACAGUUUUGUGAGAUAUACUUCAUGAAUGAAAAAAAAUAUACAAUCUAUUUCUGUAUUCCUGCUUGUUAGUUACAAAUGCAACAUUUCUCAAAUAACUACUGUAGUUAAAAAGUAGAGCUUUAUAAACAACUUUAACUUUGUUGACCCAGACCUAUUUGAGCCUUGAGGGACCAAACAAUUUAAACAGCUAUUUUUGGGUUUUCCAAUCAGUAAAUAAAUGAAUAAAGCAUUAACAGUUGUGUUGCGUUUUAUUUAAAAUGUGGGAACAUUUUGAAGAAAAGAUGAUUGCGAGGAGACAAUCGAUUUCCUCGUUCCUGCCUCACUUUUCUCCAGCCCACCCCAACAUGUUGUACCCUCC